AGCACGUGUUUACCUUGUAUAUUCUCAGAAUAAAAUGAUAUGAUUCAAUUUCGAAGGGAAUACAUCUAAACUCAAAAUCCGCAAAAAUGGCUACAAAAGUGGCUCUCUACCCGUCACCAAAAACCGCCGAGAAGCCAUUGGAUAAUCCAUUACCCCAGCUACUCCAAACACCAUCUGGGCUUGCUCUGCUGGAGAUGCAAGGGACGAUCAACACACCCUCUCCUCCUGUCCAAGAUGAAGAUGACGAGUCGAACCAGCCAGGAAGCUACGAAACGCCAAUCGGUCGCCUUGUCUUUCCCGGCUACGAACCAGGGACGUCAGAAGGCGGAGCGUGGCAGAAACGCGUCUACCUCUAUGUAGGCAUGCAUCAGCGGCUCACGGGAGAGGUCAAGAAACUACCAAAGGCUAUUGCUAUUAUUCGGAAACGUGCACCCUCUGAAACGGAAGGCACUUUGAAGGAUGGGUCAGGUGCUGAGGAGCUGGAGAUUGUGGAUAUUGUGAAAUGGAAGAUCAUCUUCUCGAACCGGCCGGAGCCAGUGGGAACUGCUAUCGUUGACGUUGUUGUUGAUGCUUGAAGAUCAUUCUUGUGGAUGCAUACUACGCCAAAGAAUGGAAAGCAGAGGAAAACCGUAUUCGCCAAGGAGGGGUGUGUUGUCCUAACGCAUCAGCCGAGGACAAAGGGACUGGCUCAGCUAUCAAGCCGGUAUGCAGCGCGAAUUACGGUGACAAUACGCGCUGCAGCCUCAUGCAAAGAACAGGUCGUGCCGCCGUCUUUAGCCACAUGGCAGCAGUUACGGAGUGGCGAUGAGAAGGAAUGCCUUUGGAAGUGCCAUAGGCGUAUCUCUUGUGAAAUAGAUCGAUGGGCUUGAUAGCAGUGGCAUAGAAAGAAGA
Pseudogymnoascus destructans is the source of this 891-nucleotide messenger RNA. RefSeq lists its product as uncharacterized. Gene Ontology annotation, cellular component: Ctf18 RFC-like complex. The transcript has a single exon. Gene Ontology annotation, biological process: mitotic sister chromatid cohesion. Lineage: Eukaryota; Fungi; Ascomycota; Leotiomycetes; Thelebolales; Thelebolaceae. Bases 87 to 575 code for a protein of 162 amino acids. The record is from RefSeq and is a predicted model, not a curated record.